UUUAAAUUGGCUGAGGCUACUGUCUGUUCCUUCGGAGCGUGUUUAGCUAAUUUUAUUAGUGGAAUCGGAUUUAUCCUAGAGUCAAACUGUUCAUGGUUCGUUGUUUGGGCCUAUUGGAUCCGCUAUUCCAGGACAAGAUUUAAUUAGCAAGACUAAAGUUGACCGCAGUUUAGUUAUUUAGAAAAUUCUGGAGAAUCCCUGAGGGUGAGAGAGACGGCUCUCGAAAUGUCUUCGGACGAAGACAGGGCCAAAGAAAUACUAAAAGGCUUUAAACUAAACUGGAUGAAUCUUCGCGAUGCAGAGACGGGGAAAGUGCUGUGGCAAGGAACAGAGGAUCUUUCUGUGCCAGGGGUAGAACAUGAAGCUCGUGUCCCAAAAAAGAUUCUGAAAUGUAAAGCUGUGUCCAGAGAGCUGAACUUUUCUUCCACUGAGCAACUGGAAAAGUUUAGAUUGGAGCAAAAGGUUUUCUUCAAAGGACAGUGUCUAGAAGAAUGGUUCUUUGAAUUUGGUUUUGUCAUCCCAAACUCUACCAAUACAUGGCAGUCUCUGAUAGAAGCUGCUCCUGAGUCCCAGAUGAUGCCAGCCAAUGUUUUAACUGGUAAUGUGAUCAUAGAGACCAAGUUCUACGACAACGAUCUUCAUGUGAGUACUUCCAGGGUCCGGCUUUUCUACAUAUGAUAUAUAAUCCUUGACCUCUGAUGCUACCUUCCAACCUGCUCACCUCCUGCCAAGAUCUAGAAACAAACCAUCAAGGUUAGCUACAGUAUCGCCUCUCGCCAGUAUAUUACUGUUUUGGAUCGGCAUGUAUGGUUUAUGCCCUUCGUGCUGCUACCAUCAUUUAAGUGAACAACAUGCCCUUAACUGAUGGUGAUGGAACUUUGCUCACUUUUGUUCCAUUUUGUUCUGUGGAGAAGGGAAAUAAGGAAGACAAAUUCCCUGAUUUAGGAUUAUGUCUCCAUGUUGUCCCAUCUGGACCUCCGCUGGACCUGCAGUACCACUUAUCUCAGCUCAAUCCAUGAAUAAAAGCUUGAAUUUAUUUAGGAACACAGUGGAAACUUCUGCCCUUAUAUUGGUGAAAAAAUUCCUAAUAUUUUCUAGAUCUUGUCAAAAGCUGACAUGCGCUUGAUUUAAAGAAGCCAAAAAAAAUUUAGCAGCAGAAAACAAAGCUAAGCUGAGUUCAGUUCUUGGAUUAGAUUCUAAAUACACACAAUGAAUACAUGACACGCAAUUAACCUCCAGAUAACACAUACUCUCUUUUUUCUUAAUAAAUUCCUUCAUUACAUAAGAGUAUCUCCAAUAGUGGGCACAACCACUCUGGAAUUCCCAUUGUGUGAUGACUAGAACUAGUGGCCCUGUACAUGGGCUUUAUUCACCAAACCUGUUCCAGUGAUAAAUUGGAGUCACUGCUUACUUGACACCAAUUUUGUCUUGGUCCAGUUCUGAAGGGGAUUUGUGUCGCUAAAACAAUCCCUGCUAUACCAAAUCUCUGAGGGGCUUAUGAAGGGCACCAAACAAUAAGAACACAUUCCUGAUUUGAGCAUCAGGGCUAUUUGGAAAACAUGCAAGUCACUGGGCCCUGAUGAGUUUGUUCUGAAGAGAACAAACCCACAUAUCUUUGAGCAACUUCUGGAGUGGGACACACUUCUGAUAACAAGACUUAUACAGAACAGUAGUUGUAAGUUUUAGAUGUCCAAGAAAUCUGUUUUUAGAGUCAAACAAACAAAGCACUGAAUUAUCAGGACUAUGUCCAGAGAUAAGAUCACAUACUGUUGAGAUUAUGUUUUUGGAAGAUGGUUUGUGUGACGUUCACCAGCAAGCAAAUAGUUUUUAUUGCAGUUAUUUAUACUCUUGCUUUAAUGUCAAAGAUUAACUUCAUUUACAUGUUAAACUUUUAACUAAUCUGAAGUAGAUAAUACAUUGGCUUGUUUUUGUAUCUAGCUUUGUCUUCAUCCAUCAGAUGUUACCAACUGUUAAGCUUCUGACUUCAGCCUGGCUCUUAACAUUCUAGCAAGAUUUGGACUUUGCAUCCACUCACUGUACUUCUGUUUUUCUUAGCCUUUGGAAAAGGUAUAUAAAAUAGCCAGGUGUUUCAAUAUGACAGGAUUUCUGGAUUAAAGUCAUACAAUGCUGUACUUAAA
Messenger RNA from Girardinichthys multiradiatus, 2138 nucleotides. It is a transcript of the gene pde6d, whose product is annotated as phosphodiesterase 6D, cGMP-specific, rod, delta. Bases 226 to 678 code for a protein of 150 amino acids. NCBI's taxonomy places the organism in Eukaryota, Metazoa, Chordata, Actinopteri, Cyprinodontiformes, Goodeidae. The transcript has 5 exons. Gene Ontology annotation, cellular component: cytoplasm. Gene Ontology annotation, biological process: sensory perception of light stimulus. The record is from RefSeq and is a predicted model, not a curated record.